AUGACCAAUUACACCAUGGUGACUGAGUUUCUCCUGGAAAGCUUUGGUGUUGAAUGGAAACUACGGUUACUGAACUCCGUGCUGUUUCUACUCAUGUACUUGAUCACACUUUUAGGGAAUCUACUCAUCAUUGUUGCCACCACACUGGACAAGAACCUUCACACACCCAUGUACUUCUUCCUCAGAAAUUUGUCCAUGUUGGACAUUUGCUACAUAUCUGUCACUGUCCCCAAUGCCUGUAUCACCUCUCUCAGCAACUACAGGGCUAUUUCUGUAAUGGGGUGUGCAACUCAAGUAUUCUUGGUCAUUUACUUUGCCAUUGUGGAGAUUAUGUUUCUCACCAUCAUGGCCCAUGACCGCUAUGUGGCCAUCUGCCAGCCCCUACACUACCCAGUUAUCAUGAGCCACCAAUUCUGUGUCCGGAUGACAGUCCUCUCCUUGUUCAGUGGUCUGGUCUAUUCAGGUGUGCACACUGGCAACACAUUCCGGCUGUCCUUCUGUCAGUCCAAUGCUGUCAAUCAGUUCUUCUGUGACAUACCCUCUCUGCUACUGUUAUCAUGCUCUGACACCACCAGCAAUCAGAUUUUGAUUCUUAUCUCAGCAAUUGUAGUUUGUGGAGGCUGUUUUAUUUUCAUCGCUGUAUCAUAUAGUCGCAUAUUUUCUACUGUGUUCAAGUUUUCAAAAAGAGAGAGAGGAAAGGCCUUUUCUACCUGUAUUCCUCAUAUCAUUGUGGUUUCUGUUUUUCUUACCUCUAUAUCUUAUGUAUAUUUAAAGCCUUCUGCCACCUCUGAAACCAUUCAGGAUAUUAUUCCUUCUGUGCUUUAUACCAUAGUUCCUCCACUUUUGAAUCCUGUCAUCUAUAGUCUUAGAAACAAACAAGUAAAGGAAGCUGUAAGGAAAGUGUUACUUAGAAGAGUUUUUACAGGGAAAUGGUAA
Condylura cristata (star-nosed mole) is the source of this 936-nucleotide messenger RNA. RefSeq names its product olfactory receptor 14C36-like. Gene Ontology annotation, molecular function: G protein-coupled receptor activity; olfactory receptor activity. Gene Ontology annotation, biological process: G protein-coupled receptor signaling pathway. The transcript has a single exon. NCBI's taxonomy places the organism in Eukaryota, Metazoa, Chordata, Mammalia, Eulipotyphla, Talpidae. Gene Ontology annotation, cellular component: membrane. The coding region runs from base 1 to 936 and encodes 311 amino acids. The record is from RefSeq and is a predicted model, not a curated record.